AUGCUAUGGUUCUUGCGCAUUUACAUGGCCGUGGGCUUGCGGAAUGCUCUGUUCCAAGUGCUGGUGGGGUGCUGCACUCCGGCAGCUGCGGGCGAAGGCAGGCCAACGGCAGUGUGCAUAGCUGGCAGCUUGCAAAGGGCCGACACAGCAAUGUCCACUGAGGAAGGGGCCCCAUGUGGAUUGCCCAGCUUGCAUGGAUUGCCAAGCUUUCGAGCGUUGGAUCGAUUCGUGCUGGAGCCUUUGGAUGCCGAUGCCUUCUACUUUGUGUCGCUGGACUCUGGCCGACUGCUUCCCACCAGCUUUAAUGACUACGUCAGCUCAUCGUCGCGCAUUCAAGUCGUCCAGGUCGACAAUCAAACUGGCCAUGUGAGUUGGUUGGCAAAGCUGCGGCAGGGCCACGUGAAGAACACGUCCUUCCUGCCCUAUCUUCUGCAAGGUCGCAACACGAGGCCCUUCCGGAAUCAAGCCAUGAACAGGCAGUGGGCUCAGUGCAUGCAAGCUCUUCGGGGCAUCGAAGAGAGACGAGGUUCCAUGUAUCGGUACGUGGCGUUCACGCGUGUGGACCUGAUGUGGUUUGCCGGACAUCCCGGCCUCCAUCUUCUGGACGCGAGCAAGUGCGAAGAUCGUCCAACUGUUUGGGCCCUGGACGCGCAUGAGCACUUGGGAUUAAGCGACCGGUAUUUCAUUAUGGAGCGUGCUGGUGCUUGGAUAAUGGAAAGAUUCGUUGACAUAUUAAAUUCCUUUGACAUGCUUGAGGGCGUAAACCGUUUUGCGAGAGAGCGGACGUCUCCAUCUGCAUCAGCGCCACUCAACUAUGAACGCUUCCUGCUGCAAACAAUGCAAUUUGCCGGGAUUUGCGUGCGCCACAUGACCUCUGUAGCUUCGGCAGGCUACUUCUUCUGCCACUUUGCCAGUAUUUGGCAUCAGGCCGGUACCUGGGAAGCCAGCACCAGGGCUUACUUGCGGGUGGCACAUUGUGGGCACGUGCCUAAGGCUUGCUGCCGACGUGACACGUUGGAUUUCGGCGGUGAUCUGUGGUGCUCACACGGGCUGUGGCGGCGACACGGACAGUGCAGGCGCUACCAAGGUAAGCUAGGCUUACCGAAAUAUCCCGGAGAUUGGGUCGUUGAAAGGAAGCAAAAGGACAAUGACAGAAUGUGCUGGGGAGCUUUUGACUUUGUCAGGCACUGCUGUCAGCAGCCACAUGUCAGCAUUCAGCUCAGACCGUCCAAAGCACAGCUUCACGCCUGGGCGGAGCAACGCCAGAUGGAUGGGCUUGAUCCAGGGAUACAGACAGAGAAUCCUAAUGCCACGUGGCACUGCUUCCACUGGCCUGAACAUACAAAUGUGACGCGGGUGCCAUGGCAUUCGAUUGCUACAUCCCAGUGCUAUGACCUGAACAUGCUGUUGUGA
Molecule: messenger RNA, 1413 nt
Organism: Symbiodinium natans
Lineage: Eukaryota; Dinophyceae; Suessiales; Symbiodiniaceae
Source: the annotation of a GenBank genome assembly